AUGACAAAACCUGUUAACCAAAAUAAGCUUGAACCUUUUGAAGUUUCGUUUGGAGCUGGUGCUCUUUCAGGUGCAUAUGAUACCAUUGAAGGUCAUAUGCCUAUAGAAGCUUGUAGAGAAGCUCUCUUGUCAGGUAUCAAUUCUUUUGAUACAUCACCUUAUUAUGGAAAAAGCGAAUAUAUCCUAGGAGACGCGCUUUUUGAACUUCGAAACGAGUUUCCUCGAGACCAUUACUAUUUAGCGACCAAAGUAGGUCGAUAUGGUUAUACCGUCAAAGAAUUUGAUUAUAGCGCAAAAAGGGUUUAUGAGAGUGUAGAGGAAAGUAUGAGACGGAUGCACACUGACUACUUGGAUAUCGUCUAUUGUCAUGAUGUUGAAUUUGUUGACUUUGAACAGGUGGUUGGACCUAAUCAGGCCUUGGAGGCAUUGUUCGAUUUAAAAAGCAAAGGAAAGAUAAAGUAUGUUGGAUGUUCGGGUUAUCCAUUGGAAGUGUUAUUAAGAAUAGCAGAGCAUCAACAUAAAAAGGGACAGCCAUUAGAUAUUAUUUUAUCUUACUGUCAUUACAAUCUUCAAAAUACAAAGUUGGCAGAUUAUACACCCAAGUUCAGAGAGGCAGGUGUAAAGUAUAUAUUUAAUGCAUCACCACUUGCUAUGGCCUUACUCCGCGAUGCUGGGCCACCUGACUGGCAUCCUGCCCAUGUCGAGCUACGUGAGGCUGCUAGAAAGGCUGCCCAGGUAGCUGCAGAUCAUGGUUUUAGUAUUGCCAACUUGGCUUCUCGAUUUGCCUUCCGUGGUCGAGAUGUGUUCCAUCUGGACGCUACUCUCAUAGGUCUUGCCAGAAAAUCUGAAGUUCAAGAAGCUAUGCGUGCCUGGAAGGAAGCAAAGGAAAGAAAAAACACACUCGAAGAAGACUUGGUUUAUGAAAAGAUAGAAGAGAUAUUCAAGCCUUUUAAAAACUAUUCAUGGCAAAGUCCUAAUGAUAAAGAACGGGGUUUAGCAUAG
Messenger RNA from Rhizopus microsporus ATCC 52813, 1002 nucleotides. Its product is annotated as L-galactose dehydrogenase. Gene Ontology annotation, cellular component: cytosol. Gene Ontology annotation, biological process: dehydro-D-arabinono-1,4-lactone biosynthetic process. Lineage: Eukaryota; Fungi; Mucoromycota; Mucoromycetes; Mucorales; Rhizopodaceae. The transcript is spliced from 4 exons. Bases 1 to 1002 code for a protein of 333 amino acids. Gene Ontology annotation, molecular function: D-arabinose 1-dehydrogenase [NAD(P)+] activity. The record is from RefSeq and is a predicted model, not a curated record.